Molecule: messenger RNA, 1806 nt
Organism: Quercus robur (English oak)
Lineage: Eukaryota; Viridiplantae; Streptophyta; Magnoliopsida; Fagales; Fagaceae
Exons: 4
Coding region: 1-1806 (601 amino acids)
Source: RefSeq, a predicted model, not a curated record
AUGGGCUGCACACUUAGGAAAAUUGAAGCUACAAAACAAGAACUUGGAGUAGUAUUAGAGCAAAAGGAGGAGGCAGACUUGAUGGUUCAAAAACUAUCAAUGGAGAUGGUAAAAAUGCAUAAGGAUUUGGAGCAAAAAGAAAAAAUUAUGUCAGCAAUGCUUAGGAAGAACAAGCUGGAUACAACAGAGAAACACUUGCUUUUAAAGGAGGUUAAACUAUCAAAGGCUAAGAGAAAGCAAGCUGAAAUAGAAACUGAAAGGUGGAGGGCAGUAUCAGAGUCUAGACAUGAGAGGCAUUCAUUAAGAAGUAUGUUGACUAACCAAGUAAAUUCAAAAUUGGACUUUUACGCAGGGGCAAGAGGGGUGCAUCAGCAUGCAACAGGAUCAUCAUACAAUGGAAACACAAGAUCACAGCCAAUUGAUCUUGUUCUUGAGUAUGGGCAUAUUGGACUUAAAAAGGACAGAAGGGAGCCAGAACUUUCUCCAAUCUCUGACUGCUACUCACUGGAAGGAAAUGAGGCAUUGGCUAUGACAGCUGAUGUUAAGCAAUUGGAAAGUUGGGUACUGUCAGAAGCUGAGAAGUAUGCAACUUUAAUUGAGCAAAGGCAUCACUUAGAACUAGAUGCUUUUGCAAAACAAAUGAGAAUCAAAGAUGAGAAAUUAGAAACAUUUCGUUGGCAGUUGAUGAGCAUGGAACUAGAAUUAAAGCGGCUGCAGUCCCAUAUUGAGGGAAUGAAUGAGGAUAUGUCACAGCUCAGACAUGAUAAUAUGAAAUUGGAAGCCUUGUUAUUGGAGAGAGAAGAAGAAUUAACUUCCUUAAAAGAGCAACUAGCAUCACAAUUGAAGGCCCUAAAUUACCAAAAUACUAAUUUAAAUUGUUCUGUACAUAGUCCAUUAAUAGCCCAUAAGGCCAUUGGCUCUGAAGUUAUCAAUAAGAGAAAACAGAAUGAGAGAGAGCAAGAAACAAGGACUCCAAAUUCGGAGGAUUUGUGUCAAGAGGAAGAUGCUGAGAAAGAAGAAGGAAACUCAUCCUUUAACCAGUCCAAGGAUGUAGGUUUAAUAGCCCAUUCUCCUGAAAAAGAGUUAGAAGAUGAUAAGGAAAUUGCCAAUGAGGGUCCUGUAAAAGAGGGAAGAACAAGUCCAGUGGAUAUUGAUGUUACUGAAAACCUGGCAUCAUCUGUUCAGCCCUUGAAUAAGACAAACAAUUUUCCUUGGAGGAUGGAUCUUCAUGCUCUUCAAGUUUCUUAUAAGAUCAAAAGGCUGAAGCAGCAACUUCUAAUGCUUGAGAGACUGACAGGGAAGCAAGAAAGCCUAGAAGAUACAGAAAGCAAUGAUAAUGGGCAAAUUGGGAUCAAGAGUUUCCUUGCAUUGAUGUCUUUGCUGAAUAAACAAGUUGGCAGUGUUCUCAACACUUUGAUAGUUGCAAAAUUUCAACCAUCUCUUUUAAAUAUCGGUGCUUCUCAUAAGCAUAAUCUAACUGCGAGUGGUGGACAUUCUAGUACAGCAAGACCAAAGGAAGAAACUAAAGCACUACAAAAAUUCCUAGACGAAACAUUUCAGCUGCAGAGACAUAUAGUUGCAACAGGACAGAAAUGGGUGGAAAUUCAAUCCAAGAUUGCUUCUGGAUUUAUUGGGGUCACUGAAGAAAUAAAUAAUAUUGCCAGCUUUGACAUGAAACGCUUUGCUGAUAGUGUCAGAACUCUCUUCCAGGAAGUUCAAAGGGGCCUUGAGGUUCAGAUAGCUCGAAUUAUUGGAGAUCUUGAGGGGACAUUGACUUGUGAGAGGAUGAUACAUUUAAGGAGGUAG